Messenger RNA from Eublepharis macularius, 1675 nucleotides. RefSeq names its product R-spondin 2 (gene RSPO2). The transcript is spliced from 7 exons. The record is from RefSeq and is a predicted model, not a curated record. Bases 1 to 747 code for a protein of 248 amino acids. NCBI's taxonomy places the organism in Eukaryota, Metazoa, Chordata, Lepidosauria, Squamata, Eublepharidae.
AUGCAGUUUCGCCUCUUCUCCUUUGCUCUCAUCAUCCUCAAUUGCAUGGAUUACAGCCACUGCCAAGGCGGCCGCUGGAGACGCAGCAAGAGAGGAGGCUCAAGGUCACCCCAAGCCAACUAUGGAACAAAUCCUAUUUGCAAAGGUUGCUUGUCUUGCUCCAAAGACAACGGAUGCAUCAGAUGUCAGCAUAAGUUAUUCUUCUUUCUCAGAAGAGAAGGAAUGAGGCAAUAUGGUGAAUGUUUGAAUUCCUGCCCUUCAGGGUACUACGGUCUCCGAGCCCCAGAUAUGAACAGAUGUUCAAGAUGCAGAAUAGAGAACUGCGAUUCUUGCUUUAGUCGAGACUUUUGCACCAAGUGCAAGCCUGGGUUUUAUCUCUACCGAGGCCGAUGCUUUGCAGAAUGUCCUGAUGGCUUUGCACCCUUAGAGGAGACGAUGGAAUGUGUGGAAGGCUGUGAAGUGGGUCCAUGGAGCGAAUGGGGAACUUGCAGCCGAAAUAACAAGACGUGUGGAUUUAAGUGGGGCCUGGAAACAAGAACAAGGCAAAUUGUGAAAAAGCCAGCAAAGGACACAAUACCAUGCCCAACAAUUGCAGAGUCCAGAAGAUGUAAAAUGGCCCUGAGGCACUGUCCAGGAGGAAAGAAGACACCCAAGACAAAGGAAAAGAGGAAGAAGAAAAAGAAUUUAAUGGAACAAGCUCAGAAGCAACACAGCCUCUUCCUCGCCACAGACCGAGCUGGUCAAUAGUGACUUUGUUGUGUGGGAAUCCAUAUGGGGAUUGUGUUUGUUUGUUUGUUUGUUUGUCUGUCCGUAUUUUUGCAAAAUGCACAGAAGCUGCUACCUGCUCCUGCACUGCAAUUCAGCUGCUUUGACAGUAUUGGUUGCAAAUAACUUGUGAAAAAAGAAGUCCACAAGCUUGUUUGUAUGUGUUUAUUUAUACUUUGGUUUUGUUCUUGUUUUUUUUUUAAUCUUUCCCCAAGCCUGGAGACUACAGGGGCAGAAGAAGCACACUGAGUUGAAUCAGUGUGUGUGUAUAUGUGUGUGUCCAAGGCUUUUUGUUGUCGUUUCGUUUUAAUUCAGUGCCUGCGAGAUGGAGACAGUCCACUGCUCUGCACGGAAGUUUGCAGCAGGUUCUUAAAGGCUGCAAGUCACCGUUGGUUAACGGACUUGUGCAUAUUUAUAUAAGGAUGAAAAAUGUGGUAGGGGAGGGGAAUUAGAAUUGCAUUUAUGGCCUUUGUUUCUCAUAUUGUACUUUUCAAGAAUAAAUAACACUAAGCAGAUAUUUAUAGAUAAUGGGUGGAAUCUGAAGUUACAGCAACACAGUAAACUUGCAGAAAUGAUUUUUCAUUGGUUUCCACUUCCUCCUCCUGUGCCUCCUGAAAAGCUGUUGUUGUGCAUCAAGGGGCUUUCCUAAACAAGGUGUGGGAAGAGGGGGCUCCAAUGGGUUGGGGACUCAUGAAACUGCCUUUCUGUGAAUAUAACCUCUGUUAGCAUGUCACACCUUUUAUGAAGAGGGAGGGCAAUUUCCUCCUCUCCACUGUAGCCUCUCAUCAUGUUCUGUUUUGGAGGUGUAACAACCACCAGCAGCAUAUGGGGAGGCACAAGAGGCUCAAGGUGGGGGGUGGGAAUCAUGCAGACUUGCUACACUGGCAAAACUUUGGAUUCAGCCCUCCAU